AUGGAAGAAACUAAGCUAACACAAGAUGAAAUCAGUCUUUAUGAUAGACAAAUUCGUCUUUGGGGAAUGGAGGCACAAACCAAUCUCAGGAACUCGAAUAUCUUAGUUAUAAAUUUAACUGGGGUUGGGGUAGAGAUAGUGAAAAAUUUGACCCUUGGAGGUGUUGGAUCCUUAACCUUAAUGGAUUCGAGCACCUUGAAGGAGCAAGAGUUGAAUAGCAAUUUUUUUGUGGACAAAAGUCAGAUCGGGAUGCUGAAAGUUGACGCAUCAAAGAACAGGAUACAAGAUAUGAAUCCCAGAGUACAGUUUAAAUCAGAUUCAAGAGAUUGGGAAGAUUUAGGGGAGGAAGAAUUUUGCAAAUAUCAGUUGAUUGUUUGUACAGGACUAAACUCGAGUCAAGUUUCAAAGUUAAACAAGAUAAGCAGGAAGAUAAGUAUACCAUUGAUUGCCUGCUGUGUUCAUGGAAUGUAUGGGCUGAUUUUCAACGAUUUGAUCAAAUGUCAGAGCUGGAUCAAAUUAGAGAAAUCGGCCUUACGGGAAGUUGGAGAUAUUGACAUGGUGAGCAAGAUUCUGGCACUAGAAGAAGUUACCGAAAACGAUGUUGAGUUACAGAAGGUUCUUGUGGAAAACGAAUAUCGAAGUUGGGAUGAAUUGAGUGGUAGGUUUUUGGAUGCGCAAUUGCCGACGGACAAGAAGAAAAAGAAGAGGGUGAACCCUGCCUUGGUCUCGUUGUUGGCCUUGUUAGAACUGCCUGGGACGUACUUGAAUAAGGAUAUAGAGGAUGUGGUCAUUGAGAGAGAUUUAUUGGAUGCCAAAAUUGGCAAGGUUCUAGAAAAAUACAAUCUACCUAGUAGUAUACAGAUGGACGACACGAGUCUUGAGCGGUUCAUCAAAAAUGCGUACUGCGAGUAUCAACCGACGAAUGCGAUUGUGGGGGGUGUUGUUUCGCAGGAUAUAAUUAACAUGCUUGUGCAUAAGGAGGUUCCUAUAAACAAUGUGAGUGUUAUUGACGGGUUUAACUGUGAGAUGCCUGUGUACAAUUUGUGA
Molecule: messenger RNA, 1047 nt
Organism: Pichia membranifaciens NRRL Y-2026
Lineage: Eukaryota; Fungi; Ascomycota; Pichiomycetes; Pichiales; Pichiaceae
Exons: 1
Coding region: 1-1047 (348 amino acids)
Biological process (GO): protein sumoylation
Cellular component (GO): cytoplasm; SUMO activating enzyme complex
Molecular function (GO): SUMO activating enzyme activity
Source: RefSeq, a predicted model, not a curated record